This is a messenger RNA of Endocarpon pusillum Z07020, 660 nucleotides long. RefSeq lists its product as uncharacterized. The transcript is spliced from 3 exons. The record is from RefSeq and is a predicted model, not a curated record. NCBI's taxonomy places the organism in Eukaryota, Fungi, Ascomycota, Eurotiomycetes, Verrucariales, Verrucariaceae. Bases 1 to 660 code for a protein of 219 amino acids.
AUGCGAUUCAUUGCCACUCUCGCUACCGGUGCAGCCUGCCUUGCCACCGCUUUUGCUCAAGUCAAUAUUGCAUUCACAUCCGUGCCAGAAGCUGUCGUUGUUGGCCAGCCAGCUAAUAUCACCUGGGCAGGUGGAGAUGGGGUUACGCCUGUUACGAUCACUCUGAGGAGGGGCGACCCUCAGAACCUGCAGACCAUCGCUACACUCACUAGCACUGGCGUGGACGGUUACUUCCUUUGGACCCCCGAUGCGUCCCUUGCUACUGCCAGCGACUACGCUCUUCAGAUCACUCAAGGCCAAUCUGACAUCAAUUACUCUGGCCCAUUUGCGCUCAUUGGAGGGACCGGCUCCUCUAGCAUAUCCUAUUCCGGAACAUCGACCUUGCCACCUGCGUCUGUGAAUGCUACCAUCACCUCUGUGACUACAGUAGCCUCAAUUGGUACUGGUGCACCAAUCUCGCGCAACACUACAUUUAGCUCGCAAACUCUUACUUCCACCAGCUCCGAGACUAGCUCUCGAACCACUAGCCGUUCAGCGACCGGCUCAUCGACCGCUGCUGAGACUGCUGCCACGAGCGCGCCCACCGGUGGAGCUGCUCACAUGGCAAGCUCCCUUGCCCUAGUCUUCGGUGUCGUGGCUGCCAUCGCAUCGCUGAACUGA